Molecule: messenger RNA, 1517 nt
Organism: Drosophila virilis
Lineage: Eukaryota; Metazoa; Arthropoda; Insecta; Diptera; Drosophilidae
Gene: Hacd2
Product: 3-hydroxyacyl-CoA dehydratase 2
Biological process (GO): very long-chain fatty acid biosynthetic process; fatty acid elongation; sphingolipid biosynthetic process
Cellular component (GO): endoplasmic reticulum membrane
Molecular function (GO): 3-hydroxyacyl-CoA dehydratase activity
Source: RefSeq, a predicted model, not a curated record
UAAUUUGGUUGCGAAGAGCUCCUGCGUGUGUACGAAACUAACAAAAUAUAUAAAUAAUUUGGUGCGUUGCUUGGUAGUUUUUAUUAAAAGAAUAUAAUAUAACAAUAUGUAAAUACAGAGAGAGGAAAAGAGAGAACUAGUGGAAACGAGUAUAAAAUUGGUUUUAUUAACUACAAGCAAAAGCAUGAAGUGCGUACCCGGCACAUUCAAUUAGCUGGUCAAAGUCUGUGACAAAAACCAAACACAAAAAUUAUGUCGCCCAUGUCCAAUGCCAAUCCAAUGGCAGCAACUGAAUUGAGUCCAUUCGUUUAUUGGUCCCAAACAAAGGACACGUUGUUGCUAAAGGUGGAUCUGAAAGAUGCGCAGGGAGUCAUUGCAGAGUUUACACCCACAACGAUGUCGUUUGGCGCCAAUGGCCAUGGAGCACGCGGCCGGAAUGCGUACAAGUUUCAGAUGCGUUUCUUUCAGCCCAUCGAUGAUGAGACGGCCACAUUUACGGUUACCGAUCAUAAGAUCGAGCUGCUCAUACAUAAAGCAGAGCCUGCCUGGUGGGUGCGACUGGUGGCGACGCCUCAAAAGCCGCACUGGCUGCGCGUUGACUUUGACCGUUGGCGCACCGAGGAUGAUGCAGAGCUAAAUGAACCGGCGCGCGACGUGCGCGAGGAUUAUGUGGAGGAGUAUAACAACCUGCAGAAGCAGGAAAUUGGCUAUGUGCGGGAGAAUGCCAAGAAGGUUUACUUGAUCAUCUAUAACCUGGCCAUGUUUGUUGGCUAUCUGCACAUACUCAUUAUCAUGGGUGUGCUCUAUAUACGGGACGGACCAGACAGCAUUAAGCAUACGUAUGAGUAUGUGGGCACAUCGUUUAAAUUUGUGCAGCUCAUGCAAUAUAUGGAGGUAAUGCAUCCACUUUUCGGGUAUACCAAAGGCAGUCCGCUGGUGCCCUUCUUUCAAAUCUCUGGACGCAAUUUCGUUCUGUUUCUUAUGAUCGAAAUGGAGCCGCGCAUGCAUGCCAAGCCGGUGGUCUUUUAUGUAUUUAUAAUAUGGUCCCUCGUGGAGCUGGUGCGCUAUCCCUACUAUGUCAGCCAGCUGCUUAAGCGGGAGAACGGCUUGCUCACCUGGCUGCGCUAUACCAUUUGGAUUCCUCUCUAUCCCAUGGGCAUCGUGUGUGAGGGCGUUAUUCUGUUGCGCAGCAUACCCUAUAUUGAGGAAACGAAACGCUUUUGCGUUGACAUGCCCAACAAAUGGAAUUCAACCUUCGACAUGGUCCUAUUUGUAAAAGUCUAUCUGCUGCUACUCGCUUUGCCUGGCAGCUAUCUGGUCAUGUCCCACAUGUCCAAGCUGCGCGUUAAGAAACUGGGACGCGGUCGCGCCAAGCCGAAAAUUAAAUAAGAAUUCAUCUCAAAUUUCUUAGUUUUAAGAUUCACGAAUUUUCAUAUAUUUUUGUUUUAUUCCCCAGCAAAAUGUUAAGUUAAUGUUUUUUACUUGUGCUCAAUAGUUUAGAUAAGAGUUGUGUCAAA